Messenger RNA from Budorcas taxicolor (takin), 576 nucleotides. Its product is annotated as keratin-associated protein 9-2-like. The record is from RefSeq and is a predicted model, not a curated record. The transcript has a single exon. The coding region runs from base 1 to 576 and encodes 191 amino acids. Lineage: Eukaryota; Metazoa; Chordata; Mammalia; Artiodactyla; Bovidae. Gene Ontology annotation, cellular component: keratin filament.
AUGACCCACUCCUGCUGCUCCCCGCGCUGUCAGCCCACCUGCUGCAGGACCACCUGCUGUGAGUCCAGCUGCUGCCAGCCCUGCUGCCCCCCCACGUGCUGUCAAACCACCUGCUGCAGGACCACCUGCUGCAGACCUACCUGUGUGACCAGCUGCUGCCCGCCCACCUGUUGCAGCAAACCCUGCUGUCAGCCCACCUGCUGUGAGUCCAUCAGCUGCCAGCCCUCUUGCCCUCCAACUUGCUAUCAAACUAGUGAAACCACCUGCUGUAGGACCACCUGCCACAAGCCUACUUGUGUGACCACCUGCUGUCAGCCCACCUGCUGUGGGUCCAGCAGCUGUGGACAAACCUUCAGUGGGUCCAGCUGCAGCCAGCCUUGCUGCCAGUCAGUUUACUGUGCCCCUGUGUACUGCCACAGAAUCUGCUACCACCCCACGUGCUGCUGCCUGCCUGGGUGCCAAGCCCAGGAAUGUGGGUCCAGCUGCUGCCAGCCUUGCAGCCGCCCUGUCUGCUGUCAGACCACCUGCUGCCGCCCCAGCUGUGUGUCUACCUGCUGUUGGCCUUCCUGUUGCUGA